Messenger RNA from Ilex paraguariensis (yerba mate), 603 nucleotides. NCBI's taxonomy places the organism in Eukaryota, Viridiplantae, Streptophyta, Magnoliopsida, Aquifoliales, Aquifoliaceae. The record is from the annotation of a GenBank genome assembly.
AUGUGUUACGGUGGUCAACGAUUACCAUCAAAAGACGGACUAACCACCACCACUCGGACCCUGCCACCGGCUGCGAACGACAGCCCAGUGGUGGAAGAUCUGAGAGGUCGGUUAGCGGAGACUGAGGCACGACUCGAACGAGCCAGAGCCCGAGAAGCCGAGCUUAGCCGCGAGCUGGAAGCGAUGAAGCGGUUCGUAUGCGUCAUGGAGAUCCUAGAGACCUACCUCAAACGUCGAUUUCGUGAACAGGAAGAGCGAGUGGUUGGUCUCCUCUCUCCUUCUCUUGUUUUAUGGGUUUCUACUCAUGGAGCUGAUUUAGGUAUAUGGAUUGUUGAAAGACAUGGUGUAUAUGUGAAGAAUGGAGCUGGUGGUAUUCAGUGGAAACCAGUUGAAUUAGUUGUAGAUCUGCUGGCAUUUGCUAAAGAGAACAAGAUCGUGACAGAGAAUGAGAAGAGGAGAACGAAGGUCAUCUCCACCAGUUCUGCUUCAACAACAAGGAGGAGUGGGAAGACCAACCUGCGAUUGCGAGUCGCAGAGCUAUUGUUAGCGACUGCGAGUCUCAGAUUUGCUAAUGCUAUCAGGUUCCUUUUUCAUUUUUUUUAG